GUUCUCAUAACCUGUUUCUAUAAUCUUAUAUUGGAUUUAUUUUUCCUAUUGUUAAUGUGACUCCACAAAUUUGGAGACUGAGAACCAUGUGUAGAAGGGUGAUUGCACUUUAUGUGAAAAGAUUUGAAUCCUUCCUUGUGUGCAUGAGUGUGAUCAGCCAGCCUUGCUAUCGAUUUCUUCUGUCGUACACUGCCAAAUCUUCUAUUCAAGUAUUGUGAAAACUCUUUGUUUUUUUCAGGUCGAAUGAGUGAUUUGAGUGUAAGUGGUCAUCCAAUAGAUUCAGAAUCUAAAGAAGAUGAACCUUGUAGUGAAGAAACAGAUCCAGAGCACGAUCUAAUUGCUGAAAUUUUACCUGAGUUAAUUGAAUUAGAUCUGUACCACAGUGAAGAAGACGAAGGGGAAGACGAAGAGUGUGCAAACGCUACUGACGUAACGACCACCCCAUCAGUGCAGUACAUUAACGGCAAACAUCUGGUCACCACGGUGCCCAAGGACCCAGAAGCAGCAGAAGCUAGGCGUGGCCAGUUUGAGAGUGUUGCACCUUCUCAAAAUCUUUCAGACAGCAGUGAAAGUGAAACGCAUCCGUUUGUGAUAGCUGAUCCUGGAUUGUCUACUGCCGUGCAACCUAACGAAUCGCAAGAAACAACUGAGUCGCUUGAACUUACGUGGAAGCCCGAGACUUACCCUGAAACACCCGAACAUUUUUCAAGUGGUGAGCCUGAUGUUUUCCCCACAGCCCCGUUCCAUGAGGGAGAAGCCACAGAGGGGCCAGAAUCGGUCACAGAGAGGGGGCCUGAACUUGAUAAUCUGGUCCAUGAACAUAUAGAACCUGUACCUCUGUUUUCUGAAGAGUCUUCAGGAGAUGCUGCCAUUGACCAAGAAUCUCAAAAACUGAUCUUUUCAAGGGCUACUGAAGGAACAUUUGGUGAAGAGGCAGAUAAAAGUACUUCUAUCACAUAUACUCCAAGUAUAGUUCCAAGUUCUGUGUCAGCCAAUGUUUCAGAGGAAGUAUCGGUUGCCUUCAUAGGAAAUGCCCUCCCUGAUGGCCCAUUGCCCACUGUAGAAAACUGGGUAGAAAUAACCCCUAGAGAAAAUGUAGAGCUCUCAGGGAGUCCUUCAAUCCCAUUUCCAGAAGGCUCUGGAGAAGCAGAAGAAGAUAAAAUGUUCACUGUGACAACUGAUUUAUCACAGAGAAAUACUACGGAUACACUGGUUACUUUAGACACCAGCAAGAUCAUGAUCACAGAAAGUCUUUUUGAUAUUCCUGCAACGACCUUUUAUUCCAUUUCUCAACAACCUUCUGCAGAAGUCAUGCCUACCAAAUUUGGAGGGGAAACAGACACUUCUGAGUGGGUCUUCAGUACAUCUCUUGAAGGAAAGAAGAGGAAAGAUGAGGAGAAGGGAACCCCAAGUACAGCUCCUACAGUUCAGGUGCAUUCAUCUACACAGAGAUUAGAUCAAUUGAUUUUACUCUCUGAAUUAGAAAGCUCAAGUGAAGCUACAUCUAGCGAUUCAGCAUCUACUACCAGGAACAGGUUUAUGUCCUCAACAAAACCCACAGAAUCUGAAAAGGAAAUGACAAGUUCUACUCUUGUCUUUACAGAAACGAAUGUUUUAGAUGGUCUGGGGGCACAGACUGCUGAGCCCAGCAGUAGCAGUCAACCUGGGGUUCAGGGGGCGCUGUCCGCUGUUCCAGGGAGCCCCGCCUCUCUCUCUAUGGAGCUGGGCUCUGGGGAAGCUGCUGCUGACCCAGAAAUAGCCACUGUUUCUUCAUUUUCAUUAAGUUUAGAGUCUGAAAUUCCAACCAGAAAGGAGAUAGCUGGCACCCUGUCUCCCCAUGUGGAAACUAUAUUCCCUUUUGAGCCAACAGGAUUAGUUUUGAGCACUGUAAUGGACAGAGAGGUGGCUGAAAUUAUAAGCCAAACAUCCAAAGAGAACUUGAUUUCAGAGGUCUCAGGAGAACAAAAUCGUGGGCCAGAAAUAAAGGGCAUUUCUACAGAUUUUCCUUUGGAAGAAGAUUUCAGUGGUGACUUUAGAGAGUACUCAACAGUAACUUAUCCCAUAGCAAAAGAAGAAACAGUAAUGAUGGAAGGCUCUGGGGAUGCAGCAUUUAAGGAUACCCAGAUUUCAUCAUCUGUGAUACCUACUUCAGAUCACAGCAACCACAGAGCUGACUCAGAAGGACCCAAUAGCACCUCUGUCAGCAUUUCCACCUUCCCUUGGGAAGAGUUCACAGCCUCAGCUGAGGGCUCAGGUGAGCAGCUGGUCUCGGUAAGCAGCAAGGUGGACCAAGUGUUUCCCGGUGCUAUGGGAAAUGUUUCUGGUACAGAUUCCCCAUUUAUUGACCAAGGACUGGGAGAAGAAGGUGCUGUUAAUGAAGACGAUAAAAGGAUCACCAUUUUACCAACAGCAGAAGCUAAAGGUACUGAAGCCGCAACAGAAAAGGGAGAAGUGACAGUCAAUGGCACAGUUUCAGUGAACUUUCCCCAGACUAUGGAGCCAGCCAAAUUAUGGUCCAUGCAAGAAGUCAACCCUGUAAGGCAAGGAACUGAAAGUGAGACAGCAUCAGAGGAGAAGAUUCAAGAACCAAAAUCUUUUGAAUCCCCUCAAAGCUCUGUUGCACCAGAACAAACAAUUUUUGAUUCACAAACAUUUACUGAAACUGGACUCCGAACCACAGAUUAUUCUACGCUAACAGUGAAGAGAACUGACGGUACUGGUGAGGAAAUGGAGAAGGAAGGCAUUUCCUUCGCUGAUGUGUCUACUCCAGAUCCAGAGGCAAAGGGCUUGGAACCCUAUACUGCUCUCCCUGAAGUUACCAAAAAAUCCCAUUUUUUCUUAGCUACUACCUCAGUGACUGAAUCUUUAUCAGCUGCAAGUGUAGUUACAGAUUCUCCAAUCCAAAAGGAGGAAGCUCUAAAAUCUUUUCCCAAAGUUGUGAGGCCCACAGUGAAAGAGUCAGAUACCGAUCUUUUAUUUUCUGGACUGGGAUCAGGAGAAGAAGUUUGGGCUACUACAGCAUCAGUGAAUUUUACUGAAACGGAACAAAUCACUACCACAUUCUCUCCCCAGGCUUCUCACAUGGAGAGUUUAGAAACCAGCCUCAUAAGUGAUACAACCAAAGACUAUGAGGAAAUGGAAAAUGUAGCAAAUGAAGUUAGACCACCCAUUUCCAAAACAGACAGCCUCUCUGAAGGUAUUGAGACAGCAUCCAGCCCAACCUUACUAGAAAUUUUAAGUGACACCAGAACUGAAGGACCUUCUAUGGCACCUCUCACUUUCUCCACAGAUACUGAACAUCCUCAAAAUCAGACCCGUGGUCGGGCAGAAGAAAUCCAGACUAGUAGACUACAACCAAUGACUGAACAAGUCUCUAACGAGAAUUCUUCAACAGCAGAAACAAAAGAAACAGCAACUCCUCCCUCUGAUUUUCUGGCUAGAACUUAUGGUCUUGAAAUGGCCACAGGAUUUGUUACAUCACCAAAACCAUCUGACUUGCUUUAUGAACAUUCUGGAGAGGGAUCUGGGGAAUUGGAUAUGGUUGAUUUAGUCCACACUUCUGGAACUACUCAGGCAACCAGGCAAGGAAGCACCACAUUUGUUUCUGAUAGAUCCCUGGAAAAACAUCCUGAGGUUCCAAGUGCUAAAGCUGUUACUGUUGAUGGAUUCCCAACCGUUUCAAUGUUGCUGCCUCUUCAUUUAGAGCAGAAUGAAAGCUCCCCUGAUCCAACUAGCACACUGUCAAAUACAGUGUCAUACGAGAGGUCCACAGAAGAUGCUGCAGAUAGUUUCCAAGACCAUCUCAGGGGAUUUGAGGAUUCCACUGUAAAACCUAACAGAAGAAAAACCACUGAAAACAUCAUUAUAGAUCUGGACAAAGAGGACAAGGAUUUAAUAUUGACAAUUACAGAGAGUACCAUCCUUGAAAUUCUACCUGAGCUGACAUCAGAUAAAAAUACUAUCAUAGAUAUUGAUCACACUAAACCUAUAUAUGUAGACAUCCUUGGAAUGCAAACGGACAUAGAUCCAGAGGUACUAUCAGGACCACAUGGCAGUAGUGAAGAAAGCGCUCAAGUGCAAGAGAAGUAUGAGGUAGCUGUUAACCUUUCUUUAACUGAAGAAAACUUUGAGGGCUCUGGUGACCCUCCUCUGGCUAACUACACUCAGACAACACGUAAUGAAUCGAUACCUUCUGAAGACAGAAGCCACUUAGAUCCCAUGGGCUUUACCUUCACAACUGAGCUCCCUGUUCCUGGCAUAGAAACAGAAUUAGAUAUUUUGCUUCCCACAGUGACAUCCCUGCCCCUUCCUAGUACAUCUGCCACAGUUAAUCCAGAGACUGAAGAACCAAAAAUUGAAGCAAAAGUCCUGGAUGACGUCUUUGAAUCAAGUACCUUGUCUGAUGGUCAAGCUAUUGCAGACCAAAGUGAAGUAAUAUCAACAUUGGGCCAUUUGGAGACACAGGAUGAGUAUGAAGAAAAGAAACAUGUAGGUCCUUCGUUUCAGCCAGAAUUCUCAUCAGGAGCCGAGGAGGCACUGAUCGAUCCUACACCCUACGUAAGUAUUGGUACUGUGCACCUUAUGGCUCAGAGUUUAACAGAGGCACCUAACAUGAUAGAAGGAUCCAAUCCCUCAGAUUACACUGAUACAACAUUAGCAGUUUCAGCUUUUGCCAAGUUGUCCUCUCAGACACCAUCAUCUCUGCUCACCGUCUACUUAGGCAGUGGAGCCUCUGAACAUGCAGAAGACCCCCCAGCAAGCGCUCUGCCUGGUACAGAUGCUGGCACAUCUCAGAGGUCUCUAGGAAAACUUGCAGAUAUUGAGGUGACUUUCACAUCAUCGACUGAAGAGCUCGUUCACACAACCGAGCCUCCAUCCUUAUCUCCUGACACUGGAUUAGAACCUUCAGAAGAUGAAAGUCAUCCUAAGUUAUUAGAACACAUGGAAACUUCUCCCACAGAACUGACUGCUGAAGAGGGAACUGAGAUUCUCCAAGAUUCCCAAACCCAAACCAAUAUUCAACUUUCUGAAGAAACAAUGAAGAGCAGUAUUCGAACCACUGAGCCUGGAACUGUGGUCAUAACCGCAGGUGACAUUAAGUUAGAAGGUGCUACACUGUGGCCACAUUCUACUUCUGCUUCUGCAGUUUAUGGAGUUGAGGCAGAUGUCGUGCCUCAGCCCAGCCCACAGACUUCUGAGAGGCCCACCGUUCCUUCCUCUCUGGAAAUAAACCCUGAAACACAAGCAGCUUUGAUCAGAGGGGAGGAUUACACAGUAGCAGCAUCAGAAGAGAAAGUAGCGGCGAGAAUUCUUGAUUCCAAUAAUCAGGCAACAGUAAGCAUUGCAGAGUUAAAUACUGAGCUUGCAACACCGUCAUUUUCCCUUCUGGAAACUUCUAAUGAAACCGGUUUCCUGAUUGGCAUUAAUGAAGAGUCAGUGGAAGGCACAGCAGUCUAUUUACCAGGACCUGAUCGUUGCAAAAUGAACCCAUGCCUUAAUGGAGGCACCUGUUAUCCUACUGAAACUUCCUAUGUAUGUACCUGUGUGCCGGGAUUCAGUGGCGACCAGUGUGAACUUGAUUUUGAUGAAUGCCACUCUAACCCCUGUCGCAAUGGAGCCACAUGCGUUGAUGGUUUUAAUACGUUCAGGUGCCUCUGCCUUCCGAGCUAUGUUGGUGCACUUUGUGAACAAGACACAGAGACGUGUGACUACGGUUGGCACAAAUUCCAAGGGCAGUGCUACAAAUACUUUGCCCAUCGGCGCACAUGGGACGCAGCUGAACGGGAAUGCCGUCUGCAGGGCGCGCAUCUCACGAGCAUCCUGUCUCAUGAAGAACAGAUGUUUGUGAAUCGUGUGGGCCAUGAUUAUCAGUGGAUAGGACUCAAUGACAAAAUGUUUGAACAUGACUUCCGUUGGACCGAUGGCAGCACACUGCAGAAAAAGGGAAAGAGAAAAAAAAAAAGAUUCAUACUAAUAGAAAUAUUUAGAUUACUUGGCAAUAACCCAGUUUACUUUUCUUUAGUUGCCUGCGGCCAGCCCCCUGUUGUAGAAAACGCCAAGACCUUUGGAAAGAUGAAACCUCGUUAUGAAAUCAACUCUCUGAUUAGAUAUCACUGCAAAGAUGGUUUCAUUCAACGCCACCUUCCAACUAUCCGUUGCCUCGGAAAUGGAAGAUGGGCUAUGCCUAAAAUUACCUGCCUGAACCCGUCUGCAUACCAAAGGACUUACUCUAAGAAAUACUUUAAAAAUUCCUCAUCAGCAAAGGACAAUUCAAUAAAUACAACAAAACAUGAUCACCGUUGGAGCCGGAGGUGGCAGGAGUCCAGGCGCUGACCCCUAACAUGGCGAACCUGUGUUUUCAUCAUUUCAGCCAAAGUCCUAACUUCCUGUGCCUUUCCUAUCACCUCGAGAAGUACUAUCAGUUGGUUUGGAUUUUUGGACCACCGUCCAGUCAUUUGGGGUUGCUGUGCUCCCAAAAACGUUUCAGAUGAAAGUAUUGGCAUUCAAAAAGAAAGCUAACAAAAUGAAAGAAAAUGAGGGCAGAAAGUAACUGUUUCCAGCCUAUCUAAUUUCUUUAGUUUUCUAUUUGCCUCCAGUGCAGACCAUUUUCUAACGUAUACCAGCCUACUGUACUAUUUAAAAAGCUCCAUUUCAGCACCAAUGGCAAUGUAAAUAAGAUGAUUUAAUGUUGAUUUUAAUCCUGUAUAUAAAAUAAAAAGUCACACAGAGUUUGGGCAUAUUUAAUGAUGAUUAUGGAGCCUCAGAGGUCUUUAAUCAUUGGUUCGGCUGCUUUUUGUAGUUUGUUUAGGCUGGAAAUGGUUUCACUUGCCCUUUGUCAGCAAGACUGAGGACGGCUUUUCCUAGACAACUAACAAACACAAGGUCUUGUAGGUCACUGCGCCAUGUCAGCCGUAAGUGCAGUUUGCUUCCGUGUGACCCUGAAGCCCGGCUGACAGGAUCCCCACAGAACUAAGGACUGCACCGUGGAACUCUUCUUUGCUGCAUUCCUUUUUCUUCACUUACAAGAAAGGCCUGAAUGGAGGACUUUUCUAGGACCAGGAGCAUUUUUUUAGGGGUCAAAGUGCUAAUUAUUAACUCAACCAGGUCUCCUUUUUAAUGGCUUUCAUAACACUAACUUGCAAGAUCACAGAUCAACACAUUUCAAAUGGAUACAGACCUAAGGGUUCUGGAGGGUGGGGGAUUGUUAAAACAACCACACACAUUCAAAGAAAGAAAUUUUGUAUAUAUAACCAUUUUAAUCUUUUAUAAAGUUCUGAAUGUUCAUGUAUGAAUGCUGCAGCUGUGAAGCAUACAUAAAUAAAUGAAGUAAGCCAUACUGAUUUAAUUUAUUGGAUGUUAUUUUCCCCCAAACCUGCAAAUUGACCUAGUAUGCUAGUUAUUUUUCAGUGUUAGCCUUUAUGCUUCCCCCACACCAUUUGGGACCACAUAAUCUAGGUAUUUUGUCCCUGAUUAAAUAAUGUGAUGGAUAGAAUGCAUCCAGUGUUUAUUAUGAGAAGAGUGGAAAAUGUAUAGCUUUCGGCAAAUGGUGUUUGCCCAUUCUAAGCAAGGAGCUACAGAUGGAGUGUGGGUAUUUCUUCCUGUUAGGUGGAGUGUACAUGUUGACAUUUCUCCCUAUCUCUUCCUACUGUGUUUUCUCCCCUUUAUUUGAAUAAAGUACUGCUGAAGAUGAAUUCCAAUCAUUAUCCACUUAACGUUUAAGGAAAACCCCAUAAUGGAAAGAAGGCAUUUGGGAGUCUUUCCCUAAUUUUAGCUAGAACAACCUUGAGAAGAGUAGACAACAAAUAAAAUACAAAAAGAGCAGACCCAACACGGAUUCAUUUUCACGAAACCUCCUUUGGCUUGGAAGGAACAACAGUAACUCCCAUCAUCCUCAGAGUCUUUGAGCAAGUUCCCUUGGUUGCUGCACUAAGUAUAAUCCACCUCUGAGUGUUCCAGAGCACAGAACAACACUGUGUUGACCUCUUAGGUUUUAAUUUUUCUCCUUCAUUACAAUGCACAUAAUACGUUCCUGUAUUUAUAUUAUAACGUGUAUAGUGUAAAAUGUGAAUGACUGUUGUUUUUUUUUUUUUUUUUUUGUGAAUGAAAAUCUAAAACCUUUGUAACUUUUUAUACCUGCUUUUGUUUCACCAAAGAAACCUAAAGUCCUUUUACUA
Molecule: messenger RNA, 8174 nt
Organism: Leptonychotes weddellii (Weddell seal)
Lineage: Eukaryota; Metazoa; Chordata; Mammalia; Carnivora; Phocidae
Source: RefSeq, a predicted model, not a curated record